AUGAUAACAAGUUUAUUAUAUAAACAAAGUAUCAAUGUACUUUCAAAAAGAUGUUUAUCAUCAACAUUUAAUACUUUGACAAAAGGUAUAACUUCAUCUUGUUCAUCUUUGUCUUCGUCAUCAUCAUCACCUGCUUGGUAUAGUAGUAGUAGUAGUUCAAGUGGAAAGAAAAGGAAUAGUGAUAGAGUAAGAUCAUCGAUGAUCAAAGAACAUAAAGUAGAUGAAUUACAACAAUUCAUCAAACAACAAGCCAACCCAGAAACUAUAAACUCUACCAAACCAAGUGAAGCUAAACCAAUGAAUAGAAAAGAAAAGAGAUCAAUGCAACUCAAGUUGAAUCGUAGUGCCAAUAACCUUAUCGUUGCUGGCACCGUAUCACCAAAAUCACAUGUACCAACUCAUAUUACUGUUCCUCCAUAUGUAAAUGGAGAACCUGUAAUUGAAUAUGAUUUGGAAGAUGAUAUUACAAUUCACAAUGAUGAAUCUAUAAAGGCAAUGAGAGAAUCAUGCAAGAUUGCAGGCGAAGUAUUACAGUAUGCUGGUAGUUUGGUGCGUCCAGGUAUAACAACCGAUGAAAUCGAUAAAUUGGUGCAUGCAGAGAUUAUCAAGCGUGGCGCAUACCCUUCACCCUUGGGAUACAAGGGAUACCCCAAAUCACUGUGCACCUCGAUCAACGAGGUCAUCUGUCACGGUAUUCCAGACAAUAGACCAUUGUAUGAAGGUGAUAUUAUUAACCUCGACGUUACCAUCUACUACAAUGGAUACCAUGGAGACACAUCGGCCACAUUUUUAGUUGGUCAAGUUGAUUCAGCUGCCUCUAAAUUGGUUGAAGUUGCUAAACUAGCUUUGGAAGCUGGUAUUAAAGCUGUUAAACCUGGUAGACCAUUCUCUGAUAUUGGUAAUGCUAUUCAAACAUUGGUACAUAAACAUUCAUUUGGUAUCCCAGCACAUUUAGUAGGUCAUGGUAUUGGAAAGGAAUUCCAUACAGCACCAUUUAUAUUCCACGUUAAAAAUGAUCUAUCGCAUGUCAUGGAACCUGGUAUGAUAUUUACGAUUGAACCAAUCAUUGCAGAAUCUACAGAACCAUAUACCGAAUGGAAAGAGUGGGAUGAUAAAUGGACAAUGUCGACAUUGGGAGGAGGAUGGUCCGCUCAGUUUGAACACACUGUCUUGUUAUAUCAGUCUUCAUCAUCAUCAUCAUCAACAUCGACCUCAUCGUCUGCUGCUGCAUCAUCAUCGCCGUUGGGUCGUACGAAUGGAGACAACAACAACAAUAAUAAUAGUCAAAGGGUAGCCACACGAUUCGAAACCAACAAUAACAAUAACAAAAAGAAACAAGAACGUCGUCAGCGUAAUCGUCAUCGUCAUCGUCAUAGCCCGUCUUCUACAUCCACCACUUCAUCAUCCAUCACUACAUCACCUUCAUUGUCUUCGCUUUCGUCGUCAACGUCGUCUCUGACAAACGGAUACCAACCACUUCACAGAGACACCACCACCUCUUUUACUGUAAAUAACAUUGUACCUACGACGACGACAACGAGCAAUGACAAUGCAUUCAAUAGUCAUCAUCAUCAUCAUCAACUCCAUUCAUCCUCAAUAUUGGCAUCAUCGACGGCAAUGGGUGGAAGCAAAGCACCAUUGUCAUCCAUGAGUAAUGGAAGCGAUAGUGUCUACACCAUGUCACCCGUGAUUGGUAGUGCGGUCAUGAGUGAUCCAAUGGGUAGACAAUCAAUUCAAAAUUCACCAUUAUUACAACAACAAAAAUUCAAUGUACACAACAACAACAACAAUAAUAAUAAUAAUAAUAAUAAUAAUAAUAAUAAUAAUGUAAAUAGUCAAACCGUAUCACAUUCAUUUAUGAUCGGUAAUAAUAAUAAUAAUUCUACUAAUCAAAAUAAUCAACAAAUCAAUAAUGUAAAUAAUAAUAAUAAUAACAAUCAUGGAAUAUAUAAUAGACAAAGGAGUAAUACAAAGGAAACCAUGAAAGUUCAAACUGGGAGAGAUAUAGAUGGAUUUAAAAUUGUAAAUGAAUAUGUGUUUGUCAGGAAAUUGGGUACUGGAUCACAUAGUAAAGUUCAUCUUUGUUAUCAUCAAGAUAACAAUAUGUUAUAUGCUGUAAAAGUUUAUAACAAAAUUAGAUUGAAAAAGAAAACAUUGGGAGCAAAGGGUUUAUCAUACGAUGAAGUAAUCAAGGAAAUCGCAAUAAUGAAAAAAAUUAAUCAUCCAAAUGUUGUUAUCAAUGAUCCAAAUGAAGAUAGGAUUUAUGUAGUUAUGGAAUAUAUAGAAGGAGGAUCAAUAAUGAGUACAUGUGAUAUUACUCAAAACCAUUGUAUGUCUGAAAAUUUGGCAAGAAAAUAUUUUAGAGAUAUUGUUUAUGGUUUGGAAUAUUAUUUUGUAAAAGUACAUGAACAAAAGAUUAUACAUAGGGAUAUUAAACCAGAAAAUUUAUUAGUAAAUAAGGAUGGGCAAGUCAAGAUUACAGAUUUUUCUGUUUCACAUAUAUUUGACAACAAUGAUUAUUUAAACUGUUCAAAGGGUAGUCCUGCCUUUUUAGCUCCAGAACUUUGUAAAGAGAAUCCAGAUAUAAAUUCAAUUUCAGGUAAAGCAAUUGAUAUAUGGGCUUUAGGAAUUAGUCUAUAUUGUUUAAUUUUUGCAAAUGUUCCAUUUAAUAGUGAUAGUUUAAUUGAUAUGUUUGAUAAAAUUCAAUGUCAAGAAAUUCAAUUCCCAAGAGAAAUAUCAAUUGAAUUAAAAGGAUUAAUUCAACGAUUACUUGAUAGAAAUCCAUUAACAAGAAUUACAUUGAUGGAAAUCAAGAAUCAUCCAUGGACGACUGUAAAUGGAACAUUGACAAUGAAAGAAAUGCAACAUUUAAUUUUAAAUGUCACAGAUCAAGAAGUAAACAAUGCAAUCACUCUAGAUUCACUUCACUCUAUGUACUAUGAGUCAUUGGAUACAUCUAGUGAGAGUAGUAGUCUAGUCGGAAAGCAAUCAGCACCAUCCUCCAUUUUCAACAGUCCCAACCUAUCACAACAAAAUUUCCAUUAUAACGCCCAAUACUUUACCCCUGGUGGAUUAACUACACCAACUCAUCAACAACAACAACAGCAACAACAACAACAAGAAAUGAUGAACCUUGGUGGAGUAUGCAGUACUUUUCAAGAUGAAUAUUAUGAUGACGAUGAUGAUGAAGAUGGAUCUAGUUAUGAUUAUGAUGAUGGUGAUUCUACCUCUAGCAAUAGUAGUGAUGAAGAUUUACAACAAGUCAACGAUUUCCCAUCAAGAUCAUCCAAUACAUCCUUACCAGAUUUUCUAUCAUACUUUGUUAAACCAUUGACACGAUCCUAUUCAACCAGAUCAAUUGUUUAA
Cavenderia fasciculata is the source of this 3366-nucleotide messenger RNA. Its product is annotated as putative protein serine/threonine kinase. Lineage: Eukaryota; Evosea; Eumycetozoa; Acytosteliales; Cavenderiaceae. The transcript has 9 exons. Gene Ontology annotation, molecular function: protein kinase activity; metalloaminopeptidase activity; ATP binding. The record is from RefSeq and is a predicted model, not a curated record. Bases 1 to 3366 code for a protein of 1121 amino acids. Gene Ontology annotation, biological process: proteolysis; protein phosphorylation.